Molecule: messenger RNA, 4309 nt
Organism: Myotis daubentonii (Daubenton's bat)
Lineage: Eukaryota; Metazoa; Chordata; Mammalia; Chiroptera; Vespertilionidae
Gene: RNF123
Product: ring finger protein 123
Cellular component (GO): cytoplasm
Molecular function (GO): protein binding; ubiquitin-protein transferase activity
Source: RefSeq, a predicted model, not a curated record
CGGCCCGGGCGGCGGAGCGCCCCCUGGCGGCGGCCGGCGCGGCGGUGCGCGUGCGCGGCGCGGGGUUUGACCCCGGGCGGGCGCCGUAGCGAGAGGCCGGGCGGAUGUUGUGAGCCGGGCCGCGGCGGCCGAGCUGGGCCCCCAGGACGCUGGCCGCCCACGAGACAUGAAGGAUGGCAUCCAAGGGGGCUGACAUGUCUUUCUCCCGCAAGAGCUACGGGCUGACCUCGGACGCUGAGAAGGCCAGGGUCACAGGCAUCGUGCAUGAGAAGCUGCUGGAGGACUACCUGCACCGCGUCUUCUCCUCUCCUGACGCCGCCGCCGCCGCCACCAGCAGGAAACCCCUGAACUUCCAGAACCUGCCAGAGCAUCUGGACCAGCUGUUACAGGUGGACAGUGAGGAUGAGGAGAGCCAGGGGCAGGUGGAAGGGCGGCUCGGCCCCUCCACCGUGGUCCUGGACCACACGGGGGGCUUCGAGGGGCUGCUGCUGGUGGAUGACGACCUCCUGGGGGUGAUCGGCCACAGCAACUUCGGCACCAUCCGCUCGACCACCUGCGUGUACAAAGGGAAAUGGGUGUACGAGGUGCUCAUCUCCUCCCAGGGGCUCAUGCAGAUCGGCUGGUGCACCAUCAACUGCCGCUUCAAUCAGGAGGAGGGCGUCGGAGACACGCACAACUCCUACGCCUAUGAUGGCAACCGGGUGCGCAAGUGGAACGUGACCACCACGAACUACGGCAAGGCAUGGGCCGCGGGGGACAUCGUGAGCUGCCUGAUCGACCUGGACGCCGGCGCUCUGUCCUUCUGCCUGAACGGCAUGUCGCUGGGCACCGCCUUCGAGAACUUGUCCAGGGGCCCGGGCAUGGCCUACUUCCCAGCCAUCAGCCUCUCCUUCAAGGAGUCCGUGGCCUUCAACUUCGGCAGCCGCCCCCUGCGCUACCCAGUGGCGGGCUACCGGCCCCUGCAGGACCCGCCGCGCGCCGACCUGGUGCGGGCACAGAGGCUGCUGGGCUGCUUCCGGGCGGUGCUCAGCGUGGAGCUGGACCCCGUGGAGGGGCGGCUGCUGGAGAAGGAGAGCUCCGAGGGGCAGCUGCAGGGCCAGCCCACGGUGCUGCUCACGCUGGCCCACAUCUUCCAGCGCUUCGCUCCGCUCCUGCGCAAGGUGUACCUGGUGGAGUCGGUGCUCACGAGCUUCCUGCUGGGCCUGGUGGAGGCGGGCGGCCCCGAGCAAGCGCCGGCCGCGGUGGGCCAGGUUCUGGACCUCCUGUGGCUCUUCAUGGAGGAAUACGAGGUGCACGACUGCCUCAAGCAGCUGAUGAUGGCCCUGCUGCGCCUGUACCGCUUCUCGCCCAUCGUCCCCGACCUCAGCCUGCAGAUCCACCACCUGCGGCUCACCGUCGCCAUCCUGAGGCACGACAAGUCCCGCAAGUUCCUGCUGAGCAGCGUGCUCUUCGACGCGCUCCGGUCUGCCGUCUUCUUUCACAUCAAGAGCCCGCUGCGCGUGGAGGAGGCCGGCCUGCAGCAGCUCAUCCCCACCACCUGGUGGCCCCCCCACCCCGGCAAGGAGGGCAAGGACAGUAAGGAGGUGAAGGAGGAGACGGCCGAGGAGCGGCUGCGGAGACGUGCCUACGAGCGGGGCUGCCAGAGGCUCAAGAAGCGCAUCGAAGUGGUGGAAGAACUGCAGGUCCAGAUCCUGAAGCUGCUGCUGAACAAUAAGGAUGAGAAUGGGGGCGAAGCUUCUAGGUACAUCUUCCUGACCAAGUUCCGGAAGUUCCUGCAGGAGAAUGCCAGCGGCCGGGGGAACAUACCCCUGCUCUGCCCCCCUGAGUACAUGGUCUGCUUCCUGCACCGGCUGAUCUCCGCCCUGCGCUGCUACUGGGAUGAGUACAAGGCUUCCAACCCCCACGCCUCCCUCAGCGAGGAGGCCUACGUCCCGCCCCAGGUCUUCUACAACGGCAAGGUGGACUACUUCGACCAGCAGCGCCUCGGGGGCCUCCUCUCUCACCUCCGCAAGACCCUCAAAGAUGACCUGGCGUCCAAGGCCAACAUCCUGAUCGACCCCCUGGAGCUGCAGGCGGCCACCAUGGACGACCUGGACGAGGACCAGGAGCCGUCCCCGGCUGCCGCCCAGCGCCCCGUGCAGGCCCUGGCCAUUGGGGGUGCGCUGCCCCUGCCCCGGCCCGGCUGGCUCAGCUCCCCGACCCUGGGCCGCGCCAACCGCUUCCUCAGCACAGCGGCUGUGACCCUGAUGACCCCCCGGCGGCCUCUGAGCGCCUCAGAGAAAGUGAAGGUCCGCACGCUGAGCGUGGAGCAGAGGACCCGCGAGGACAUUGAGGGCGGCCACUGGAACGAGGGCCUGCUGCUGGGGCGGCCCCCCGAGGAGCCCGAGCAGCCCCUCACGGAGAACUCGCUGCUGGAAGUGCUGGACGGGGCCGUGAUGAUGUACAACCUCAGCGUCCACCAGCAGCUGGGCAAGAUGGUGGGGGUGUCCGACGACGUCAACGAGUACGCGAUGGCCCUGAGGAACACGGAGGACAAGCUGCGCCGGUGCCCCAAGAGGAGGAAGGACAUCCUUGAGGAGUUGACCAAGAGCCAGAAAGUUUUCUCAGAAAAGCUGGACCACCUGAGCCGCCGUCUUGCCUGGGUCCACGCCACUGUCUACUCCCAGGAGAAGAUGUUGGACAUCUACUGGCUGCUGCGCGUCUGCCUGCGGACCAUCGAGCACGCGGACCGCACGGGCCCGCUCUUCGCCUUCACGCCCGAGUUCUACCUGAGCGUGGCCAUCAACAGCUACAGCGCCCUCAAGAACUACUUCGGGCCGGUGCACAGCAUGGAGGAGCUCCCCGGCUACGAGGAGACCCUGACCCGCCUGGCUGCCAUCCUUGCCAAGCACUUUGCCGACACGCGCAUCGUGGGCACUGACAUCCGCGACUCGCUGAUGCAGGCGCUGGCCAGCUACGUCUGCUACCCACACUCCCUGCGGGCCGUGGAGCGCAUCCCUGAGGAGCAGCGCAUCGCCAUGGUGAGGAGCCUCCUGGCCCCCUACGAGCAGCGGCCCUGGGCGCAGACCAACUGGAUCCUGGUGCGGCUCUGGAAGGGCUGUGGGUUUGGGUACCGCUACACACGGCUGCCCCACCUGCUGAAGAUCAAGCCCGAGGACGCCAACCUGCCCAGCCUGCAGAAGCCCUGUCCGUCCAUCCUGCUGCAGCAGCACAUGGCGGACCUGCUGCGCCAGGACCCCGACGUGGCGCCCAGCUUCCUCAACAGCGUCCUCAACCAGCUCAACUGGGCCUUCUCGGAGUUCAUCGGCAUGAUCCAGGAGAUCCAGCAGGCCGUGGAGCGCCUGGAGAGGAACUUCGUGGACACCCGGCAGCUCAAGGUCUGUGCCACCUGCUUCGACCUCUCGGUCAGCCUGCUGCGCGUCCUGGAGAUGACCAUCACCCUGGUGCCCGAGGUCUUCCUCGACUCGACCCAGCCCACCUCCGAGAUGCUGCUGCAGCGGCUCGCCCAGCUGCUGAACCAGGUGCUGAACCGGGUGACGGCUGAGAGGAACCUCUUCGACCGCGUGGUCACCCUGUGGCUGCCUGGCCUGGAGAGCGUGGACCACUACCCCAUCCUGGUGGCAGUGACGGGCAUCCUGGUGCGGCUCCUGGUGCACGGCCCCGCCUCAGGGACGGAGAAAGCCACGUCAGUGCUCCUGGCUGACCCCUGCUUCCAGCUUCGCUCCAUUCGCUAUCUUCUGGGGCACCCAGAGCCCCCAGGCCCUGGCACUGCCCCGCCUGCCCCUGACCGGAAGCGCUUUUCCCUACAGAGCUACACAGACUACAUCAGCAGCGAGGAGCUGGCCCAGGUGGAGCAGAUGCUGGCACACCUGACCUCCGCAUCUGCCCAGGCUGCAGCUGCCUCCCUGCCCACCAGCGAGGAGGACCUUUGCCCCAUCUGCUAUGCACACCCCAUCUCUGCCGUGUUCCAGCCCUGUGGCCACAAGUCCUGCAAAGCCUGCAUCAACCAGCACCUGAUGAACAACAAGGACUGCUUCUUCUGCAAAGCCACCAUCGAGUCGGUGGAGGACUGGAGGGCAGGCGGGGCGAGCAACACCUCCUCGGCUGCCUAGGUCUGCGUCCACACAGCAGGAGCCUCUGCCCCAGCCCAGACCCAGGCUGGGCCCUAUUUAUGAGCUCCCCUUGCCAGCCCCCCACCACCACCCCCAGCCUCCUGCCUGUCCCCCAUGGCGGGAGCCCAGCCCUCAUUGUGCCUGAGCUCGACUUCCAGUCAGGGCCACUGUGAGCAUUAAAUUAUUAUUCAAACAGC